Angiostrongylus costaricensis is the source of this 414-nucleotide messenger RNA. The record is from the annotation of a GenBank genome assembly. NCBI's taxonomy places the organism in Eukaryota, Metazoa, Nematoda, Chromadorea, Rhabditida, Metastrongylidae.
UUGAUUAGUUAUCGAGGUCGAUCUUGCUUAGCCGUUCCUUUUAGGUUUUCAACUUCUGGCGACGCUCGAACAUCAUCGUCGAGUUUGAAUGAAGCACGUCAAGUACUACCGAAUGGGAAAGAGGCUCCGCUUGAGUCGUUUGGAGUCGCACUUUAUGAGCUUGGUUUCAGCUAUGGUCCAGAGUUCAUAAGACCUUCGCCCCAAUUACGAACAUCGUGGAUACGUGACGAGCGUACCGGCAAAAUGGUUUCUUUAGUACGAAGCGAUGAUGAUGAUUUUGAUGAGUUAAAUCCCGCUCGACGGCACCGAGAACGCAAUGAGAAGUGGACGGACUCAAAACGUGAUGCGGAUCGUGUUCGUCACACAUCUAACAAUAUAACGAUUAUCACACUGGGCGAUGAUUCGGUUAUUUGA